CUGUUUGCUGCAUCUCAAAAGUCGAAGGAGGUGAAAGCCGGAGAACCCAUUCCAGGUUUGCCUCUUUAUUCUUUGAAAGAUGUAAGCCAACAUUGCUCAAAGAAAGAUGAGAUUUGGGUGACAUACAAACAAGGAGUGUACAACAUCACAGCCUUCAUCGAUGCGCACCCAGGCGGAGAUAAGAUAAUGAUGGCUGCCGGCGGCUCUGUAGAACCUUUCUGGUUGAUGUACGGUGUUCAUAAACAACCCGAAAUUCUUGAGAUGCUCGAAAAGUACAGGAUAGGCAAUUUGUCAAUGGAAGAAUCACUGGAAAGCACUCGUGAUAUGGAAGAUCCUUAUGGUUUAGAGCCUAAAAGACAUCCUUCUUUGAAAAUCAACUCACAUAAACCGUUCAAUGCUGAACCACCUCCAUCACUUCUAGCCGACAGCUUCAUUACACCUGUGGAGCUAUUCUAUGUUCGAAAUCAUUUGCCCGUUCCAGUAGUAGAUGUCAGUGCUUGGAGGUUAACAAUAGAAGGAGUUGGUUUCAAAUCGAUUGAAUUAUCAAUGGAUCAAAUAAAGAAGUUUCCAAAGCACACUGUAACUACUUCAAUCCAGUGUGCUGGCAAUCGCCGCUCUGAAAUGUCAAAGAUAAAAAAAGUGAAGGGUUUGGAUUGGGGAACAGCAGCUAUUGGAAAUGCCACUUUUUCUGGUGCAAGACUUUAUGAUGUACUCAGAGCCGCAGGAUUGAAAGAAGACGAAAUAAAGGCUCAACAUGUUCAGUUUGAAGGCCUUGACACGGAUCCAGCCAAUGUACCUUACGCCGCAUCAAUUCCAAUUGAAAAAGCCAUGGAUCCAAGAGGUGACGUGCUAUUGGCUUAUGAAAUGAAUGGUGCUCCGCUGAGUAGGGAUCAUGGAUUCCCGCUCCGUGCCGUUGUGCCUGGAGUAGCUGGUGCUCGUAAUGUCAAGUGGUUAGGUGCUAUUUACGUGAGCGAAGAAGAAAGCUCGUCACAUUGGCAGCAGAACGAUUAUAAAGGUUUCAGCCCCAGCACGGAUUGGGACACAGUCGACUUCACCAAGUCCCCUGCAAUCCAACAGUUGCCUGUCACGUCUGCCAUCUGUGAACCGUCUGAAAACGAAGAGGUGGCCGUCAAAAAUGGAAAAAUCACUGUUAAAGGUUACGCCAGCUCUGGCGGUGGCAAUAAAAUAGUGAGAGUGGACGUGACUGCAGAUUGCGGCCAGACGUGGCAUGUGGCCGAACUGAUCAACCCAGAAAACAAUAAGCCGCCCCAUCACUGGGCUUGGUCAUUGUGGCAGGUUGACAUUCCCGUCAGCAAGGGUCAAAAACAGAUGGAAUUGUGGGUUAAAGCUGUGGAUUCAUCCUACAAUACACAACCAGAGAGCUUCAAGAACAUCUGGAAUCUUAGAGGAGUUCUCAGUAAUGCCUAUCACAGGAUAAAUAUAAAAUUGAAGCACUGAUGAUAUCUCCAUUUCAACUGCGUUCAGGAGAAGAUUCAUUCACUUCUAAUCGUUCACUCAGGAUCGUCCAGUAUGUAUAAGGAUCAUAAUUUCAAAGUACUGUACUGAAAUCAAUUUCUCCAUUUUAUUUAUAGAUGCUGUUUGGUGCUUUCGGGGA
Messenger RNA from Nilaparvata lugens (brown planthopper), 1615 nucleotides. RefSeq names its product sulfite oxidase, mitochondrial (gene shop). Gene Ontology annotation, cellular component: mitochondrion. Gene Ontology annotation, molecular function: oxidoreductase activity; molybdenum ion binding; heme binding. The record is from RefSeq and is a predicted model, not a curated record. The annotation marks the transcript as partial. The transcript is spliced from 8 exons. Lineage: Eukaryota; Metazoa; Arthropoda; Insecta; Hemiptera; Delphacidae.